Molecule: messenger RNA, 1728 nt
Organism: Pedinophyceae sp. YPF-701
Lineage: Eukaryota; Viridiplantae; Chlorophyta; Pedinophyceae
Source: the annotation of a GenBank genome assembly
AUGAAGGACCCCGCGUGGCCUGAGGACGGCGGGAGCUACGGCCCCUUCACGACGCACCGCCCCAACCGCGACCGCGCCUGGCUGUGGGUCUAUCUCGCCUUCGUCGCCGCCACCGUCGCCUGGGGCGGCUAUGGAGUCUACGCACGGAACCCCAAGUUCACGGACCUGGCCACGCCGGACUACCUGAACGACCCGGCCAACUGCCCGGUCGGCUCCCGCCGCUCGCUCCUCGAGGCCGCGGGCGAGCCCUCCGACGACGACUUCGACUACCCCAAGUACAUCAAAGAGGGCGCCGUGUGGCUCCUGGCGAGCCUGGUCGGCGCGCUCGUGAUCGGGGCCUUCUGGGUGACGCUCUUCAAGUCGCACGCGCGCCGCAUGAUCUCGGUCGCCGUCGGAGUCCAAGUGGCGAUCCCCGCGGCAGUUGGCAUCUCCCUGUUGAUGGGCGGCGCGGCGGUGCCGGGCCUGAUCAUGUGUGCGUUCGCGAUGAUCAUGGCGGCGUGCUUCUACUCGAUCCGCGACCGCCUCGACUACACCGCGAGCAUGCUCCGCGUGUCGGCCAAGGGCCUGAACGACAACACCCCCCUCGUGUGGUUCGUCAUCCUGAGCAACGUCGUCCUCGGCGUCGCCAGCAUCCCGGGCUUCGCGCUCAUGGCCGUGGCGUACAUGAACGGCCACGUCGUGCCCGUCGAGGGCCGCGUCGAGCAGGACGGCAUCUGCGUGGCGCCCCCCAGCGACGACGGCCCCGCGAGCGGCCUCCUCGGCAAGCACGCCCACGACGACCCGAGCGAGCCGUCCGGCCCGCAGGUGCCGUGCUGCGCGUGGCGGCCGGACGACUGGGUCCCGGCGUACUGGGCGCUGGCCGGCCUGACCCUCCUGUGGACGUCGUGGGUCUUCUCGCAGCUGCGCAUCUUCGUGGUGUCCGGCACGGUGUCGCAGUGGUACUUCGCGCCCGCGCACAUCACCGGCGCGAGCUCCGCGCGCGUCAAGCGCUCCCUCGGCCACGCCCUCGGCCCCUCGGCGGGCUCCCUGUGCUUUGGCGCCGCCAUCAUGACCGUCGUCGACCUGGUCCGCCAGAGCAUCCGCAACGCGCGCGAACGCAACCGCGGCGACGGCCUCGCGCAGAUCCUCUACUGCCUCUUCCUCAUGGCCGCCCAGUGCCUCACGGAGCUCAUCGAGUACAUCACCAAGUACGCCACGGUGUACGCGGCGAUCAGCGGGGACGCGUUCCUGCAGGCCGGGCGCGACAUCAUCGACCUGCUCAAGCGCAACGUGCUCGACGCGUUCACGGUGUGGUGGGUGCCCGGGUUCGUGCUCCAGAUGACGUCGCUGGUGGCGGCCGCGGUGUGGGGCGUGGCGGUCGGGCUGCUCGCGGCGGUGCGGUGGCGCGGGGAGGACGGCGGGGGCGCCGCGGCGAUCAUUCUCGGCGUCGCGGCGGGCGUCGUCGCGCUCGUCGUGCUGUCGUUCCUGGCGGGGCUCCUGCUCAACGUCGUCGACGCGGUCUUCGUGUGCUUCGCCAUCGACCGCGACGCGCAGGUCGUGACGCAGAGCGACGUGCACGACGUCUUCCUCGGCCUCCCCGUCAUCCAGGGCGCGUUCGUGGAGCAGCCCGGGGGCGACCUCAUGUUUGGGGAGCAGCAGCAGGGGGCCGGGCCGUCGGGGGCGCAGGGGUCGGGGUACACGACGCUGCGCAACGAGGACCGGACCAAGGCGCCGCGGAGCCCGGUGUAG